This is a messenger RNA of Gongylonema pulchrum, 402 nucleotides long. The record is from the annotation of a GenBank genome assembly. Lineage: Eukaryota; Metazoa; Nematoda; Chromadorea; Rhabditida; Gongylonematidae.
AUGAAACAGCAAUUUGCACAUCGAGGCAGUGAAGAAAGUCGUGCUUCUGAGCGAUUUGCUGCCAGUAGAGCACUGGCAUCGCGAUCUGCUGAAGACAGGCAAAGUGUAAACGACAACUGGGGAUUACCACCGGCGGUGCCAGGAUCGCUGGCAACAGUACUCGAAAAUUUACCAUUGGUUUAUGAUACGAAUACGAAAAAUCUCCAGCAAGCAACCGCAAAUGUGAGAGGUAAAGAAAAGGACGAAAAAGCGCCAUUCAAACGUGGCCAUCAUCGACGCUCUUCCUAUGAUUCCUCGCAGAUUCAGCUGCUUUAUCGUCCACGUUUUGCAUCUGCAGCUCACAAAACAGUCUUUCCGGUAGUUCGCAGCAGCCUUGCAGCAUCAGAUUGUGCUUCAAGGUGA